CUGCUUAAAGCUCUUCUCUUUUCUUCUUCUUCAUCAGAUCUCUCACUUUCUCCGACCACCACCUGCGCAUUUCUUCAUUCACCAGGUUUGUUCGAGCUCCUUGUUUUACUUGAUCAAGCUUGUUCUUUUUCGUUAUAAGGCCUGAACGAGUUAUGCUAUUUUGUACAAGAGGCAAAGAUGGUGAAGAUCUGUUGCAUAGGAGCUGGAUAUGUCGGUGGGCCUACUAUGGCUGUGAUUGCCCUCAAGUGCCCAGAUAUUGAAGUAGCUGUUGUUGACAUUUCUGUGCCACGGAUCAGUGCCUGGAACAGUGAUACUCUCCCCAUAUAUGAGCCUGGCCUUGAUGAUGUGGUGAAACAGCGCAGAGGAAAAAACCUAUUCUUCAGCACUGACGUUGAGAAACAUGUUAUGGAGGCAGACAUUGUCUUUGUUUCAGUCAACACACCUACCAAGACCCAGGGUCUUGGUGCUGGAAAAGCAGCUGAUCUUACCUACUGGGAGAGCGCUGCUCGUAUGAUUGCAGAUGUAUCAAAGUCCGACAAAAUUGUUGUUGAGAAAUCAACUGUGCCUGUGAAAACAGCUGAGGCCAUUGAAAAGAUUCUGACUCACAACAGCAAAGGCAUCAACUUCCAAAUUCUUUCCAACCCCGAAUUCCUUGCUGAGGGAACUGCAAUCCAAGAUCUUUUCAAUCCUGACCGAGUCCUCAUUGGAGGUAGGGAAACCCCAGCAGGUGAGAAGGCAAUUCAAGAACUCAAGAAGGUUUAUGCCCGCUGGGUUCCUGAAGAUCAGAUUAUUUGCACUAAUCUAUGGUCUGCUGAGCUUUCAAAGCUUGCUGCCAAUGCCUUCUUGGCACAGAGGAUAUCUUCUGUCAAUGCCAUGUCAGCUCUCUGUGAAGCAACUGGUGCAGAUGUCACUCAAGUGGCACAUGCUGUUGGCAAGGACACAAGAAUUGGGCCUAAGUUUUUAAAUGCCAGCGUUGGCUUUGGUGGAUCUUGCUUCCAAAAGGAUAUUUUGAACUUGGUAUAUAUCUGCGAGUGCAAUGGCCUUCCUGAUGUCGCAAACUACUGGAAACAGGUCAUUAAGAUUAAUGACUACCAGAAAUCCCGGUUUGUCAACCGAGUGGUUUCCUCAAUGUUCAACACAGUCUCCGGUAAGAAGAUUGCAAUUCUGGGAUUUGCCUUCAAGAAAGACACUGGUGACACCAGGGAGACCCCAGCCAUUGAUGUGUGUAAAGGGCUGUUAGGUGACAAGGCUCGGUUGAGCAUAUACGACCCUCAGGUUAAUGAAGAGCAGAUCCAGAGGGAUCUUGCAAUGAAGAAGUUUGAUUGGGACCAUCCUAUUCAUCUUCAACCUUUGAGCCCCACUGCUGUGAAGCAAGUUAGUGUAGUCUGGGAUGCUUAUGCGGCAACAAAGGAUGCUCAUGGCAUUUGCAUCCUGACCGAGUGGGAUGAGUUCAAAAGCCUUGACUACAAGAAGAUUUAUGAUCAGAUGCAGAAGCCUGCUUUUGUCUUCGAUGGAAGAAAUGUUGUGGAUGCAGAGAAGCUGAGGCAAAUCGGAUUUAUUGUGUAUUCCAUUGGAAAGCCCCUCGACGACUGGCUCAAGGACAUGCCUGCUAUUGCCUAAAUACUUGAGAAGCACAUAAUCUGAAGAUACAUGGAGGGUCUGAGUUAUAAUUGAAGUCUGGUACGGGGAGUGUAUGCAUUUGUUGUUUAUUGUAUCGUGUUUUAUUUGUUAUUCCCAUACUCCUACACUCUGGGGCUAUGUUGCGUCUUAUUCUACAUGUAAUAGGAUCCAUAAGAAAUUUGUCUUUAGCUUAGUGGAAUAUCUGAAAUUUGUUAUUCUCAUAGUUUAAUGUAAUAAACCAAGAAAAUUACGGUUUUAUAAAUCCAUCAUUUCUCCUCAUC
Molecule: messenger RNA, 1901 nt
Organism: Fragaria vesca subsp. vesca
Lineage: Eukaryota; Viridiplantae; Streptophyta; Magnoliopsida; Rosales; Rosaceae
Product: probable UDP-glucose 6-dehydrogenase 1-like
Exons: 3
Coding region: 178-1620 (480 amino acids)
Biological process (GO): glycosaminoglycan biosynthetic process
Cellular component (GO): nucleus; cytosol
Molecular function (GO): UDP-glucose 6-dehydrogenase activity; NAD binding
Source: RefSeq, a predicted model, not a curated record